UUAGACUCUCUCCUCCCGGUUCCCCAGCUCUCCGGCUGGCUCCCGGGCUCCCGGGCUCCCAGGCUCUCCGCGCCCGGCGGCGCCGGAGCCCUUCCUCUCCGCUUAAGCGAGGCGAGCCGGCCGGCGGCAGGCCACAGGCCGCAGGAGGCGGUGUCGCGGAAUCCGCUGGCAGUCCGCAGCCCCGCAGAGCCUGGAGGCCGCCCUGAUGGAGCCGUGGCUCCCGAUCCGAGCUCAGCCCCUGGCUAUGGUGGCGGGUUUGGAGAUAAAAGGUCCCCUUCGAGAGCCCUGCGUCCUGACCCUAGCCCAGAGGAAUGGACAAUUUGAGUUAAUAAUCCAGCUGCAUGGGAAGGAACAGCAUGUUCAAGAUAUCAUUCCUAUAAAUAGCCACUUCAGAUGUGUUCAAGAAGCGGAAGAAACUCUUUUGAUUGAUAUUGCUUCAAACAGUGGCUGCAAAAUUCGGGUACAGGGAGACUGGACCAGAGAGCGCCACUUUGAAAUUCCUGAUGAAGAAUGCUGUUUGAAGUUCCUCUCAGAGGUCCUUGGCGCUCAGGAAGCUCAGUCACAACUUCUUGUUCUGGAACAAAAAGACUCAUCUAGCUGGUACCGGAAAUUAGACACUAAGGAUAAACCUGCUAAUCCAGGGCUACUUGGAUUUGAGGAUAAUUUCUCAUCUAUGAAUUUAGAUAAAAAAAUGAAUACACAGAAUCCUCCCCCAGGGAUUCUUCGGGAGCCACCCCCUCCACCUUCUUCAUCAAAUAGAAUACUUCCACGUGAAAAGGAAGCUUCAAACAAAGAACAACCCAAAGUGACCAAUACCAUGCGAAAGCUCUUUGUACCAAACACCCAGUCGGGGCAGCGAGAGGGUCUCAUCAAACAUAUCCUCACAAAGCGAGAGAAAGAAUUUGUCAACAUCCAGUCUUUCAGGUUUGUCUGUUUUCUACUCAAUGUGAAUGGCCAGUCUCCAGACAGCAGCUUGGAACCUUGGCUCAACUGUGAUCCAAAUCCUCCUGAUAUUUACUGCAUUGGAUUCCAAGAGCUGGACUUGAGCACAGAAGCCUUUUUCUACUUCGAGUCUAUAAAAGAGCAAGAGUGGUCCAUGGCUGUGGAAAGGGGGCUGCCUUCGAAGGCCAAGUAUAAAAGAGUUCAACUGGUCCGCCUUGUGGGAAUGAUGCUUCUUGUAUUUGCCAAAAAAGAUCAGUGUCAAUAUAUCCGAGAUAUUGCUACAGAAACAGUUGGAACUGGAAUCAUGGGGAAAAUGGGAAACAAAGGUGGAGUAGCUAUGAGAUUUGUAUUCCACAACACCACCUUCUGCAUUGUCAAUUCCCACCUGGCCGCCCACGUGGAAGAGUUUGAACGAAGGAAUCAGGAUUAUAAAGACAUCUGUGCAAGAAUGAGUUUUUCAGUCCCCAGUCAGACUGUCCCACAAGUGAACAUCAUGAAGCAUGACGUUGUCAUUUGGUUGGGAGACUUGAACUACAGACUUUGCAUGCCUGAUGCCAAUGAGGUGAAAAAUCUUAUUAAUAAAAAUGACCUUCAGAAGCUGUUGAAAUUCGACCAGUUAAACAUUCAGCGCACACAGAAGAAAGCUUUUGCGGAUUUCAAUGAAGGGGAAAUCAACUUUAUUCCCACUUACAAAUAUGAUUCUAAAACUGACAGAUGGGAUUCCAGUGGGAAAUGCCGAGUUCCAGCCUGGUGUGACCGAAUUCUUUGGAGAGGAAUAAAUGUUAAUCAACUUCAUUACCGGAGUCACAUGGAACUCAAAACUAGUGACCACAAACCUGUUAGCGCCCUGUUCCAUAUUGGGGUGAAGGUUGUGGAUGAACGGAGGUAUCGGAAGGUCUUUGAAGAUAUUGUACGCAUUAUGGACAGAAUGGAAAAUGACUUCCUUCCUUCAUUAGACCUUAGCAGGAGAGAGUUUAUGUUUGAGAAUGUGAAGUUUCGGCAGCUGCAAAAGGAGAAGUUCCAGAUCAGCAACAAUGGACAGGUUCCCUGCCAUUUUUCUUUCAUCCCUAAGCUUAAUGACAGCCAAUACUGCAAGCCAUGGCUUCGAGCUGAACCUUUUGAGGGCUACUUGGAGCCAAACGAGACAAUAGACAUUUCCCUUGAUGUAUAUGUCAGCAAAGACACUGUAACCAUCCUGAACUCCGGUGAAGAUAAGAUUGAAGAUAUUCUUGUCCUCCAUUUGGAUCGAGGAAAAGAUUACUUCUUGACCAUCAGUGGGAAUUACCUUCCAAGUUGCUUUGGAACCUCAUUGGAGGCUUUGUGCCGAAUGAAAAGACCAAUCCGAGAAGUUCCUGUCACCAAACUCAUAGACUUGGAAGAAGACAGCUUCCUAGAAAAGGAGGACUUGUUCCAAACCCCUGGAAUGCAGGAGGAGUUACAACAGAUCAUUGAUUGUCUGGAUACAAGCAUUCCUGAGAAAAUUCCUGGUAGUAACCAUUCUGUGGCUGAAGCACUGCUCAUUUUCCUGGAAGCCCUGCCAGAGCCGGUUAUCUGUUAUGAGCUGUAUCAGCGAUGUCUUGACUCUGCUCAUGAUCCUCGGAUCUGCAAACAGGUAAUUUCCCAGCUUCCAAGGUGCCAUAGGAAUGUUUUCCGCUACUUGAUGGCAUUUCUUCGUGAACUCUUAAAAUUCUCUGAUUCCAACCAUGUCAGCACCAACAUGAUCGCUACCCUGUUCACUAGCCUCCUCCUAAGGCCUCCACCAAACCUCAUGGCAAGACAGAACUCCAAUGACCGGCAGCGCGCCACCCAGUUUCUUUUGGUUUUCCUGCUUGGGAACGAGGAAGACUAAGUCUUUCCCAUCUGAGAUUCCAGAGGGCGAUCUUGGGCUCCGAGUAUUUCAGAGUGAUUUGAGAA
Mastomys coucha (southern multimammate mouse) is the source of this 2856-nucleotide messenger RNA. RefSeq names its product OCRL inositol polyphosphate-5-phosphatase (gene Ocrl). The coding region runs from base 206 to 2791 and encodes 861 amino acids. The transcript has 23 exons. The record is from RefSeq and is a predicted model, not a curated record. Gene Ontology annotation, molecular function: phosphatidylinositol-4,5-bisphosphate 5-phosphatase activity; inositol phosphate phosphatase activity. Gene Ontology annotation, biological process: signal transduction; phosphatidylinositol dephosphorylation. NCBI's taxonomy places the organism in Eukaryota, Metazoa, Chordata, Mammalia, Rodentia, Muridae. Gene Ontology annotation, cellular component: membrane; cytoplasm.